Crotalus tigris (Tiger rattlesnake) is the source of this 2815-nucleotide messenger RNA. RefSeq names its product G protein subunit alpha 15 (gene GNA15). The transcript is spliced from 8 exons. The coding region runs from base 691 to 1803 and encodes 370 amino acids. Lineage: Eukaryota; Metazoa; Chordata; Lepidosauria; Squamata; Viperidae. Gene Ontology annotation, molecular function: guanyl nucleotide binding; G protein-coupled receptor binding; GTPase activity. Gene Ontology annotation, cellular component: heterotrimeric G-protein complex. The record is from RefSeq and is a predicted model, not a curated record. Gene Ontology annotation, biological process: adenylate cyclase-modulating G protein-coupled receptor signaling pathway; phospholipase C-activating dopamine receptor signaling pathway; action potential.
UUUCCACCACUCCUCCUCCUUCCCCUUUCAUCCUUCUCCACCCCUCCUUCCCCUCCUCCUGCUCCCUUCCAUCCUUCUCCUUCUCCUUCCCUCUUUCGAUUCGACGGACGACUUUACGCAACCGCAUCCGGAAAGUUUUGCAAUUUGCCUUUCCUGUAAUCUGCAGCCUCGUCGUCAGCUUUAGGAUCUGGACUGCGAGCCUCCGCCGUUUUGGGAUUCCCACCCGGCAGCGGCGUUCAAAGGCCACCCCGCAAGCUGAUAAACAGAAGGGAAAAAAAAAAGAGGUAAAUGUCUGAUUAUAGGAAGGAAAGAAAACGGGACUCUCCUAAAACCCCUGGAUUAUCAGGGUGAGCCUUGCUGGGUCCCAAACGCAGACGGGAAGGGACUGCGAUGCAUAAACCGUCAAUGACCAAGUCAGUAGCUUUGUCAAGGAGCUUCCCAUGAACACAGAGAGUGAAAAUAGCCCCACCCACAUUGUUGGCAUCCCUGGGGUCCCUGCCAAAUUUUUGUCUCGGGCUGAAAUUUGAUCCUCAAAGAGUUUCUGCUGGACGCCACUCUCCACAGAUUGAUGCUCAUCCGCUCAUGCUGCUCCGUGGUGGAAGGACUCAGCCAGCGUUCCUGUUUCAAAUCCUGAUUUUUGGGGUCCUCCCUCUGAUUUUUGGAAAAAUCUGGAGCAGUUUGUGAAGCACCAUGGUCUGGUGCCUGUGCUUUAUGUCCGAGGACGAGAAAAACGCCAUGGUGAUUGAUAAAGAAAUCACCCGGCUGCUUCAAGAACAGAAGAAACGGGAUCGGUGGGAAUUAAAACUGCUCCUGUUGGGCACUGGGGAAGGUGGAAAAAGUACCUUUAUCAAGCAGAUGAGGAUUAUCCACGGAGUGGGAUUCACGGAAGACGAACGGAAGGACUUUGCCAAAGUCGUCUAUCAAAACAUCUUCACCUCUAUCCAGGCCAUCAUCAAAGCAAUGGAGAGCCUUCAGAUUCCUUAUGCCCAGGAGGAGAAUGCACAAAAGGCCCGGCUGCUUCUGAACGUGGAUGCCUAUACAGUGGUCUCCAUGGAGCCCCACCACGCCCGGAUCAUCGGCGGCCUUUGGGAGGAUGCUGGCAUCAAGUCCUGUUAUAAGAGGCGAAGCAAAUUCCACCUGCUCGAUUCAACGUCCUACUUCCUAUCGAACCUGGACCGCAUUGCUACUGAAGGGUACAUGCCAAGCGCCCAGGAUAUCUUGAGAACGCGUGUGCCCACGACGGGCAUUAAUGAGUACUGCUUUUCAAUGCAAAAGGUGACAUUAAGGAUCGUUGAUGUUGGCGGGCAGAAAACUGAACGCCGGAAGUGGAUCCACUGUUUCGAAAAUGUGAUUGCCUUGAUCUAUUUGGCAUCACUGAGCGAGUAUGAUCAGUCGCUGGAGGAGAAUAAUAGCGAAAACCGAAUGAGGGAGAGUUUAGAUCUCUUCAGGACAAUUCUGGAGCUGCCGUGGUUCUGGAACACCUCGAUUAUUCUCUUCCUCAAUAAAGUGGACAUCCUGGAGGAGAAAAUUCUCACCUCGGACCUGGAUGCCUAUUUCCCCACUUUCCCAGGUCCCAAGCGAGACGUUCACGCGGCCAAAGGCUUUAUCCUGGAGAUGUACAGUGACAUCUUCCAUCAGUUCCUUGACGGGCCUCUUUGUGGCGGUUCCCUUUCUUCCUUCAGACCCCGGUUCCUUUAUCACCAUUACACCUGUGCCACCGACACGCAGAACAUCUGCACGGUUUUUGCGGAUAUCAAGGACGCCGUUUUGGCAAGCUACUUGGAAGAGUUCAACCUGGUUUGAAGAGGUCAGCACCAGAUGCAUCCGGGAAUUGCUGGGCGUGCAAUCCAGGCGUUGCGGGCUCCGGAGAGGCUGAAUUCACAAAGAAGCAUUCCUGUCGGUGUGCCAAGAUGGAAAGUCACUGUUUGUCACAUUUUUUUUGCACCGUCUUCCUACGGGAACCUUCGAUGGACUGGGUGAAUCCGAAGCCUUCCUGCCGGGAAGGUUUUUUUUUGAAAUAAUAUUGCAGCUGCACCACUGAACAGGAGAUUUGCAACUUAACAGUAGAGCAGAGUUGGGAGGACCUUAGAGGUCUUCUAGUCCAACUUAGGAGACCCUACACCAGUGUUUCUCAACCUUGACAAUUUUAAGGCAUGUGGACUUCAGCCAGCAUUGCUGGCUGUGGAAUUCUGGGAGUUGAAGUCCACAUGCCUUAAAAUUGUCCAGGUUGAGAAACACUGCCCUACACCGUUUCAGACAAAUAUUUGUGCAACUUUUUCUGAAAAGCCUCCAAUGUUGGAGCAGCCACAACUUCUGGAGGCAAGUCGUUCCACUGAUUAAUCGUUCCCACCGUCAGAAAUUUUCCCCUUCAUUCUAGGUUGGCCCUCUGCUUGAAUUAGGAGAGCCUUAGUCUCACAAGAGCGAGGUAAAAUGUUGUGAGAUGGAGACAGAAGGGACGAGGAGGAGAACAUGGACAAGAGCAAGCAAGUUGAAGAGAUCAGGAAAUCAACUCUGAAACAGCAAGUGGAGAUAAGAAAGUUCACUCACCCAGCAGGGUGAAAAAGCAAGUUAAGUCCCACAGGGUGUGAGAAUGUGUGACAGAACGCAGCGGUCACAAGAUGUACAAUGAAGAUUGAACAGAAGGCUGGUGGGAAGAAUACAUAACCUAAAGAUUAUGUAGAUAGAACUGUAAUGGGGUUUAUGUGUAUAUAAAUAUAUGAAUGUACAGGCAGUCCUCAACUUUUAGUGACUAUUCCAGGGCUAGGCAACCUUGGCUCUUUUAUGACGCGUGGACUUCAACUCCCAGAAUUCCUGA